This is a messenger RNA of Babesia bovis T2Bo, 1319 nucleotides long. RefSeq lists its product as uncharacterized. The record is from RefSeq and is a predicted model, not a curated record. Lineage: Eukaryota; Apicomplexa; Aconoidasida; Piroplasmida; Babesiidae. The coding region runs from base 252 to 1265 and encodes 337 amino acids. The transcript has 3 exons.
GUUGAUCGCAGUGUAUACCGCAAUAAAAUAUCACGUAGAAUCCGCCUACACAUCGGUCGUGUGUGCUCCUAUCAUAGCGACACUGAUAUAGCGAACAAACUCCGUACAGACAAUUUAUUGUCUAUAUGCUCACUUUUGUAUUUUUUUAGUUAUCGCAUGCAGUCUAACGUCAAAAUAGACAAAAUUUUGGCACUCUGUACCUGAAGAAGGAAGGUAAUAAGGAACGGGCGUAAAGAUAGAGCUCUGCUAAAAUGUCAGCAACCGCGUCGUACGCUGAUGAUCAUACACAAACAUGUUUCGAAAAUGAUAGUUACUUCAAUUUUACGGGGGAAACAUUAGAAGGUAGCCCAUCGGCCAUACAGAAUUCAAUCACUCCAGUUCACACACAAAGCCCUUCACGUGAUUCCGAGAGGAAUAUACGCCCCUCAGAUGAUAAGCAUGGCGAGCUAAAUCCAGAGGAAUUAGAUGAGAUGAUAAUUAGGAGAAAGAGUGCACUUCUUAACGCAAUCGGACGCUUCAAGGCGAAAUACCCGAAUCAAAUGACCUUGCCGGACUAUAUGAUGCACGCCUAUGUAAUAUUGUAUACAAAAAACGAGAAUACACUCCUAACCUACGAAAUAAUUACGUCACAUACAAAAAUAGACCCGUCAAUAUUGUCUAAUAUAAUGCGAUCCCAAACACUAUCAAGGCUAGAACAAGAGGAAUUUGACCUUGAUGCUGCUGGAAUAUUUAACGCAGAUUUUGAAAAUGACGAACAGCUAGCAAUAUUGGACAAACAGUUCACCUGGUUGUGCCAAUGUUGUUGCCAAGUCGUGGACGAAGCGGAAGAUGUGACGGUGACGCAACAUAUGGAACAGAAGAACGGGAAUAACGUAGGAAGUAACGCGGGUGACGUAAAGUCAGGUGAGAAAAGUAAAUCAAAGGAAGACGAAGGUCAAGCAAAAUGUACUUCCUUUAACUUUGCUAAGUUGGUGCCAGUAGAAAAUCUCCCCAACGAUGUUAUGUACGAAGCACUAAGGCAACAUGGAAACAGGCUCAUACAGCGCAGUCUAUACUCAGCACCACGUAGACUAUAUGCGUCACCAGGCUGGUCUUCUAACAAAGAUGCAGCAGCCAGACUUAGUUCGUCAGCACCUGAAAUGAGAGGCUUCGUAGAUGAAAUACAAAGGUAUUCAGUGGAUGCCAACCAACAAGAGGAAUAUUACGGAGAGGAGCGUCGGCUUUCAGUUAGACAGUCAGCAUUACUCAGGAAAAAAUAUCUCUAAAAGGGCCAAAGCAACUGAAAUGCAGACAUGACGUUGUCCUGUACACAUCUUAUA